This is a messenger RNA of Fundulus heteroclitus (mummichog), 7793 nucleotides long. RefSeq names its product patatin-like phospholipase domain containing 7b (gene pnpla7b). Gene Ontology annotation, molecular function: phosphatidylcholine lysophospholipase A1 activity. NCBI's taxonomy places the organism in Eukaryota, Metazoa, Chordata, Actinopteri, Cyprinodontiformes, Fundulidae. The transcript is spliced from 35 exons. Gene Ontology annotation, biological process: lipid metabolic process. Gene Ontology annotation, cellular component: endoplasmic reticulum. The coding region runs from base 620 to 4585 and encodes 1321 amino acids. The record is from RefSeq and is a predicted model, not a curated record.
AUAAUAAGGCAUGUAUACAAAAUAAGUUUGAAGCAAAGCACGGUACGUAUGGAAGUGGUUUGCUUUGUUGUGUCAGAAACUGAUUUUUUUCAGACAAUAGUUUAACUUUAGCAUCACUCAGGUUUUUAUUCUCUGACUUUUUGGCAUUAUUUCCCAGUUGUUAUUGUUGUUAGUCGACGGCAUGUCACGUAGAGGGCAGUGCUUCUGCAGUCUGAGAAUAACAUGAAACUGAACUUUCUUUAGAUGAGAAGCGCGGUUCUGACCCAGUUAGCGGGAGUCAGACGGCCGGAGGCGUUCACCUGAACACCGGCUCUGACCCUGGCCAGCAGCCGCGCGACUCUCCGGGCUCCUCGGCGGAAUAAAUCCAGUUUGUGCCGCUUCGCUGCUUUCCCUGGGUUUAAAAGUCUCGUGUCAGGUUCGGAUCGGUCAGAGCUGAGCACCGAGCCGGAGCAGAACCUGCAGGUGUUGGAGCGAGACACGACAGGAGAACAGAGAACCGAGUAAACAACGAGCUGACAGUCAUGUGUCGCUAGUCUGUUUAUCCGACGGUGCGACCUUUGGGGCCUUUAUCCGGAGCCUGGAGGGGCCCCGUGUUUAACUUCAGGAGCCAGCCGCAGAAAUGGAGCAGGCAGCCAUGGGCCACAAGGAGGAGGAAAGCUGUGUUUACCCGAACCUGAGUCCCUUUACCAGUGACAUCAAAGCCAAGAUGGAGCAGUUUGUAGAGGAACGGACGGAGGCCAGUUUGUGGAUUUUUGUGCUGGUUGGAGCUGUGACCACUGUCUCUGUCCUUGGAGUUGUUUUGCUGCUUCUGUACAGAAGAUAUAAAAAAUCAAAGGAAGAGGCCGGUGUUCCUCACUACCGCUUCAGAAAGAGGGACAAGGUGAUGUUCUACGGCAGAAAGAUCAUGAGAAAGGUUCAGACAUUGUCCACAACUCCUGCAUCUAACUCAAAUUCAGCCUCACGGCAGAGAGGAAGGAAGAGGACUAAAGUUCUGUCCAUAGCUCGAAAGAUUCUGCGCAUCCGGAGGGAACCACCCACUCUGCAGCCCAAAGAGCCCCCUCCCUGUCUGCUGGAAGCUGACCUCACAGAGUUCGAUGUGCAGAACUCCCACCUGCCCUCGGAGGUGCUGUACAUGCUGAAGAACGUGAGGGUGCUCGGCCACUUUGAGAAGCCUCUCUUUUUGGAGCUCUGUCGCCACAUGGUGCUGAUCCAGCUGCACCAGGGAGAGGGACUCUUCCGACCCGGAGACACUGAUGACAGCAUCUAUGUUGUUCAAGAUGGCCGCCUGGAGCUUUGCAUCCAUGAGAGUGAUGGUACAGAUGCUGUUGUGAAGGACGUCCUACCAGGAGACAGCGUCCACAGCCUGCUCAGCAUCCUGGACAUUAUCACCGGCUACCCAGCGCCGUAUAAAACGGUGUCUGCGAGGGCUGCAGUUCCUUCCACCAUCCUGCGUCUUCCGGCAGUGGCCUUUCAGUUAGUCUUUGAAAAGUACCCAGAGACUUUGGUCCGUGUCAUUCAGAUCAUCAUGGUGCGUCUCCAGAGAGUGACCUUCCUUGCCUUACACAACUACCUCGGCCUUACUACUGAGCUUUUCAACCCGGAAAGUCAAGCUAUAUCUCUGGUGUCCGUGGCAAAUGCUCUGGGUGAGGCUCAUCAACACAAAGGGUUUCGCAGACAGCCAUCCCACUCUGAAGACGCAGGCCCUGAAAAAGCUGAUGGAGAAAAGUUCAGCCCCUCGGACAUGUCUACAGCAAAACACAAGAAGUCUCAGUGCUCUGGUCCAGGCGAAGUACCUGCGGAGGUCAACAGAGUGCUGGAUCAGGCUCAGUCUGCCAAAGAAGAGGCGGCGGCCCAAGGCUCUGUAAAGUCUAUCCUGAAGAAGAGCGUGACCAUGCAGCACACUCCGUCUGCUGUUUAUCACUACUCUGAGCCUGGAGGAGGAACCAUCUACCACAACAAAGUCAAUGCCAUCUUCCAGGCAGCUAAGAAGGACCUGCUGCAGGUCAUCCAGCUACAGGACCCCAGUCUGCUGGAAGGAAGGGUGACACUCCGCCAGGUCAAAGCUGGAACCGUUGUAGCCCACCAAGGAGACCAGGACGUGAGCGUCGCGUUCGUCAUCUCUGGGCUGCUCCACGUCUACCAGCGCAUGAUAGACCGUGAGGAGGAGAGCCUGCUGUUCGUCACCCACCCGGGGGAGAUGGUGGGUCACCUGGCUGUCCUCACGGGGGAGCCCCUCAUCUUCACUGUGCGAGCCCACCGAGACUGCACCCUCCUCUCCGUGUCCAAGGCCCACUUCUAUGAGAUAAUGCGUGCGGAGCCAAGGGUGGUGCUGAACGUAGCUCACACCGUGGUGAAGAGGAUGUCGUCGUUCGUCAGGCAGAUUGACUUCGCCCUGGACUGGGUGGCUGUGGAGGCCGGCCGUGCCGUCUACAGACAAGGAGACAAGUCGGACAGCACCUUCAUCGUCCUCAGUGGUCGUUUGCGCUCCGUCAUCGCAAAGGAUAACGGCAAGAAGGAGCUGGCGGGGGAGUACGGCCGCGGGGACCUGAUAGGCGAGGUGGAGGCCCUGACACACAUGAACCGAGCCACUACGGUCCACGCCGUGCGGGACUCUGAGCUGGCCAAGCUGCCCGAAGGAGCUCUGAACUCCAUCAAGAGGAGGUAUCCUCAGGUGGUCACCAGGCUGAUCCACGUGCUGGGACAGAAGAUCCUGGGCAACAUGCAGCAGGUCAACGGGCCUCUGUCUGGCCGCGGUCUGGCCCUUCACACCCCCACCAGCAAGUGGGAUGCUGGGAAUCCGGCCUCGAACUUGUCUACUGUAGCCAUCCUGCCUGUGUCGGACGAGGUUCCACUCACCACCUUCACUCUGGAGCUCCAGCAUGCUCUCGGUGGCAUCGGCCCUACCUUACUGCUGACCAGUGACAUCAUCAAACAGAGACUGGGCUCUGCUGCCCUGGACAGUGUCCACGAGUACCGUCUGUCCAGCUGGCUCGGCCAGCAGGAAGACAUACACCGUAUAGUCCUCUACCAGUCUGACGGCAGCCUCACACCCUGGACCCAGCGCUGCAUCCGCCAGGCCGACUGCAUCAUCAUCGUGGGACUGGGUGAGCAGGAGCCCACUGUGGGUGAGCUGGAGCGAAUGCUGGAGAGCAGUUCCGUGCGGGCUCAGAAGCAGCUGGUGUUGUUGCACAGGGAGGACGGCCCAGCGCCCAGCGGGACGGUGGAGUGGCUCAACAUGCGCAGCUGGAUCUCCAGACACCAUCACCUGUCCUGUCCCCGCAGAGUGUUCUCCAAGAGGAGCUUACCCAAGCUGAGAGAGCUGUACCAGCGCGUGUUUGAAAAAUAUCCCGAUCGUCACUCGGACUUCUCUCGCCUGGCCAGGAUCCUGACAGGAAACAGCAUCGCCUUGGUUCUGGGUGGAGGGGGCGCCAGAGGCUGCUCUCAGAUCGGCAUUCUGCGGGCGCUGAACGAAGCGGGCAUCCCUGUAGACGUGGUGGGCGGUACCUCUAUUGGCUCCUUCAUUGGGGCGCUGUAUGCUGAGGAGAAGAGCAGCAGCCGGAUGAGGGUCCGGGCUCGGGAGUGGGCUAUGGGUAUGACGUCCUACUUUAAGAAGAUCCUGGAUCUGACCUACCCCGUCACCUCCAUGUUUUCUGGAGCCUCCUUUAACUACAGCAUAAGCUCUGUCUUCAAGGACAAACAGAUAGAGGACCUGUGGUUACCAUACUUCACCAUAACAACCGAUAUCACCGCUUCUUCUAUGAGAGUUCACACUGACGGUUCGCUGUGGCGUUAUGUCCGUGCCAGCAUGUCACUGUCUGGUUACCUGCCGCCUCUCUGUGACCCCAAAGAUGGACACUUACUCAUGGAUGGAGGCUACAUAAACAACCUUCCUGCUGACGUGGCUCGCUCCAUGGGGGCCAAGGUCGUCAUCGCCAUUGACGUUGGUAGCCGGAAUGAAACCAGCCUGACCAACUACGGCGACAGUCUGAGCGGCUGGUGGCUGCUGUGGAAGAGGUUGAACCCGCUAGCAGAAAAAGUCAAGGUCCUGAACAUGGCCGAGAUCCAGACGCGCCUGGCCUACGUCUGCUGCGUAAGGCAGCUGGAGGUGGUGAAAACCAGCGACUACUGCGAGUACAUCCGGCCGCCCAUCGACCGUUACGGCACGCUGGACUUUGGAAAAUUUGAUGAGAUUGCGGAGGUGGGAUACCAGCACGGAAAGACCCUGUUUGACGUGUGGCACCGCAGCGGAGUGGUGGACAGCAUGCUGAAAGACAGACAUCAGGAGGAGUUUCAUAAAACCAAAACUGGACAUGUGGUCACAUGUCCGAACGCCUCCUUCACCGACCUGGCAGAGAUAGUGUCCAGAAUUGAACCAGUGAAGAACGCACUGAUAGAGGAGGAGCUGUCUGAUGAGUACCAGACAGACUAUGAUGAGGAGGCAGUGGAAAGCGCUUUGUCUGACUUUGAGGCGUUCACUCCUGGCAGUGAACACACAGAGGGAGAGGAGACUGCUGAAACUGAUGAAGAAAUCCCCAUCCAAGUGAAACACCGGCUAAGGAAUGCCUCUCAAAAUAAUCAUCUGUGACCUCGGUCACAGCUCACUCCAUCUCUCUGGCCUGCAGCUGACUGGGAGCCACAGGAAACACAUUUCUCCUCACUCCUGUCCAGGGGACAUUUAGGUGGUCUAAUAGUAGGCCUCAGCAGGACAGAGCUACUGGGAAGCAUAUGGCAGACCGGUUACUGAUUUAAUCCUGAGCUCCUCUGUGUGUCCAGGGCCAAAACACUGGAGCUCAUGCAGACACCGACAUGCUUAUCCAUGUUUGAUUGUAAAGAAAUCAGGGCUGCAUUUCUAAAGUCCAUCAUAUCUUAGUACUGUGUGUACAUCACACCAAGUGCUUUGUUGAACCUGUGGAGUUUUAUACCACUGUAUCACUUUGGCAGCAGUUAUUCAUAUGGUCGUUGCAUUUCGGUCUUACUUGUUACGUCAUAGAGUUUGUUUAAUGCGUUAUUGAUGCGAUGCUAACGCCACCCACUAUACUGUCUUUCAACAGAGUGUGGCUCUUUCCGAUAGCUGCCUACUGCAGCUAUGACCGCAACAAUUUAAGAGAAUUUGACACCACCCCCUUUAACCACAGAAUAUCAGGUCAAAUGAUUUUCUGAUUGGCAUACUCUGGGGAAAACAGCAACCGUGAGCCAGAAGUCCUCAGAUGGUAUUUGCUAUCAUCAGUCAAGCACGCUUGUUCGGAAGAAAUCCAGAAUAUCUUUAAGUGCAGCAUUUUACCUUGUUGAACAUCAAACUUCCUGUCUGCACUUUAUGUGAUAAGACAACACAAAGUAGAGCUUAAAAUGUGAUGUGGAAAGAAAGGAUACAUGAUUCUAGAUUAUUUUACAAAACAAAAACCUAACAUGUGGCAUAUUUCCAGCGCCCUGAAUCAAUACUUUGUAGAGCAGCAGUCUUUCCAUCCCAGAUGCAGCUCUGACGGUGAACCUCCACCACGGUCUGCCCCCGCCUCUAACCUAACAGAGUUUCUCCCAGGAUCUCCCGGUAGUUUGCUCCGUCCAAACCCCUGCUGAAGAGAAGCAUCCCCGCAGGAAAACUCUGCCACACCACGUUUCACAAUGUGGAUGUCUGGGCAGGGCGAAAGGCAGUUUUCUUUUACCAACACAUAAACGGUUUUCCACGGAGGCCAUACGCUCAGUUCUGCUCUCAUCUGAGCGGGGCGCCUUCUUCCACGUAUUUCUACUACACAGGUUCUGACUCUUGUCGGGUGAAGUUUCCCUCCAUUGGUAAAUCAUGUGUUCGCUACAGAGAGUCAUGGAGUACAACCAACAGCUAGGAUCCAGCCACUUAGUUUAUUUUAGUUGUCUUAUAUCGCUCUUUGAAACAGAGUUUAAAGCGUUUUAUUGUAAGUUCUGAAAAGUCUGACUCUGCCAGUGCUAACUGCCAGCAAGAACUUAGGUAAGAUGCUAAGGCUAAUCCUAAAUUUGUGAGCCAUGGAUGGACUUGCAGUUUAUUGCUUCAUUUAAUAUUAUGAUUACUUUCCUGUGUCUGCAUUUAUGUGUUCACGCAAAUGCAAUCAAUGUGUGUUUGCAUAUUGUAAUAUCCAUAAAGUAACGUAUUCAAUCAUUAGGAGGAUUUGGUAAAGCAACAAAAUGACUCGGCCUCUCGUUUCUGUUUAAUAUCUAUCAGCCAGGACAGAAUAACCAAGGUUGUAGGAAACAGAAAAUAUAAGCAGUGGCUUCUUUGCUGCUUUUCUGCAAACCCACAUUGGUACAGGGCUUAGGAUCUAACAGGCUCCCAGUUAACAGAGUCUCCCACCUGAGAAGUGCAUCUCUGCAGCUCCCCCUAAGCUACCAGAGGCCUCUUGGCUGCUUCUCUGAUGAAUGCUGUCUGAACCUGGCCUGUCAGUUCAGGUGAACGUCCAUGUCCUGCUAGGUCUGUAGUUGGUCCAUCCUCCACGUUCCAAUGACGGAUUGAACAGGGCUGGUUGAUGGUCAAAGCUUGGGGGAUUGUUUUAGAUCCUAAGCCUGCUGUAACCUGGACCAGGACCGUCUCCCUGCCCUGUCCGCUGCGAUCCAGGUGGACCUUAUCACAAAUGAGGGGGUUUGUGCAGGCAGUUGGUAGCAGUGGGACAUAUAAAGCAAAGAGGCUGAUUACUAAUGUGCGACACAUCUUAGAUUUUCAGUUGUAAAAAGGUUUACAAAUCUUGUAUCCUUUUCCUCAUGAUUAAAUUCUACAUAGUUUUUGUCUAUCUCAUAAAAGCCAAAGGACGGUUGUAACACGAGAAAACGUGGGAAUGUUUUAGCUGAAACUGCAUGCCAUUUACAGCUAGCCGUCUUUUUGAGGCAGCACUGGGAAUAGCUGGAUCCCAGAGCAACAGACUGCAUUUCUCAAAGUUUACAUGUAAGUUAGAGCAGGGGUUGUGUGUUUGAAGCAGUGACAGUAUUAACUUCCUUCUGUAAACAAGCUUAGGAGCUUCUUCCUCUCUGAUCUUUAUACGGUAGAUUUACUAAGAACUCUGUGAAUAGUGUAAAAAGCUUUUUCAUAUUUACAAACUCCAUCACACUACAUGUAGCAGCGAGCUUAAAUUAUUUGUCUAACCAAAGACUAAUCAAUGUAUACUCUUACCUUUCUGCAAAGUGAGACUUUUUCAGAGUUUUCUAACUGGCCCAGAAAGAGCGGUCCUGAUCCUGUUUGGCUGAAGUACUUCCUGAGGAAAGAAUGCAGAAGUUUGAUGUCUGUCACAGAUAAACCAGCCAAGCCUUCAAUAAUUUAUUAUCAACUUUACCAAUGCAGCCUUAACAUAUUUCACAUACUCUGGAUUUAUUUAUAACGUCACUAGUGCUAUUAAAGUUGUAUGACGGAUUGUGACAUAGCUGAAACUCUUUGUGUUUUUAGUGCUGAAGCUCUGCUGAUUCAGAGCACCUGCAGCAUGCUGCCAGAUUGUUGUGAAGGUGUGAGAAGCUGUGUAGCUAACACAGUGAUUAGCAGCUAAAGCAGCAUUUUGACCCUAUAACAGUGCCUGUUUUAUGACCUGAACACACAAACUGUUUUAGAAACAAGAUGUUGUAGCUUGAAUAAUUAUUUCUGUGCCAGUGUUGCCUAUUCUGUGUUUACUUAAAUGUUGUAAAAUUAUAUCCUUAACACCUGUAAAAAAAAAAAACUUAAACGUAAGCUAAAUCCUCACAUAUGAUGAUGUAAAAGGACACAAAGUGUUGGACUGUGUAUGUCAUGACAGCUGAAAUUAAAAACUGUUGCCUUGUUUGAGAUUAAACUCAUGGCAUGAAAUGGA